UUCUGCUUCUGCAUUUCCUAUUGCACAGUUUGUUUUCAAAAGGAAACAAGUGAGCUCCUUCUGUCUUUCCAAAGACACACACACAAACACACUUUGUUAUUUGCCUGCAGGAAGCCAUACUAACGGACACAGGACAGUUACAAUUUGCAGUCAUGUUUUCGCCUGAUGGACAAACUGCUGGUGUAUGCUUCUAACUGACAAGAUGGCUCUAUCAGACUUCACAGGGCUGUGGUGAGGAUAAAAUGAGAUGAAGGAAAACUAUGUGUGCCCUCCUGAGCUCAUUGGAGGAAUGGAAAGGUUCCUUGCUGUUUGAAAAGGAUGUUACAAAGAAUAUGGUAUCAGAAAUCAUCAUACCCAGUUGUACCAACCAGCUUCUGGAUCACGAGGCCUCCUACGAAUGUUCUUUGAAUCCCUGCAUGGAAUGCGUGUUGGCAUGCCGUCGGAGCCCUCGGCUUCUUACAAAUGGCUAUUACAUACUCAGUGAGGAUAGUUUCCUCUUCGAUGAAGAUGGCAAUGUCACACUGAGCCCAUCACAAAUAAAUGUUACUUAUAAAGAGAAAUUAGUUAGAAUAUUCCGGAAGAGAAAGAGAAUCCGGCGCUCCCUAGUGAGUUUGUUCAAUAGGGGUACCUCUAAAUCAUGGCUGAACAGCACCAUGGUAGACUUACCUCCUGGAGAGGAUACUUGGUUUGAAGGAGACAGUAAAAUGGACGAAAGCCAGUGUUCUGAUAAUGGUACUGUUGAUUUUGCUUUGGGACAGGCCGCUGAGAAAGCAGAAGGCAACAGGAAAACCCCAAACACACCCUCUCCUGCAACAGAAUUUUUCACAGUAAGAAACGACCUUUUCCCCAUGCUCAUGCUGACCCUGUGUCUGAUGAUUUCUCUUGGUUUAAGAUUCUUUCUGGGAGAACUAUUUACUGCUCUGCUGGCCUGCUCACUCUUGAUCAUCGUUUUAAUUUGCAAGCAAAAAUUCUCUUUAUCCUCCAUAAAUGAGAAUUUAUCAUAUUGACGUCCAGUAUCCCAUUCUUCAGAAGAGAGGUGUAUAUAUACAUAUAUAUACAUGUAUAUAUAAUUUCAUCUUUAGAGAAACAGAUUUCAAUUUUU
This is a messenger RNA of Pogona vitticeps (central bearded dragon), 1102 nucleotides long. NCBI's taxonomy places the organism in Eukaryota, Metazoa, Chordata, Lepidosauria, Squamata, Agamidae. The record is from RefSeq and is a predicted model, not a curated record.